This is a messenger RNA of Solanum verrucosum, 3630 nucleotides long. Its product is annotated as putative late blight resistance protein homolog R1A-3. The transcript has a single exon. The record is from RefSeq and is a predicted model, not a curated record. Lineage: Eukaryota; Viridiplantae; Streptophyta; Magnoliopsida; Solanales; Solanaceae. The coding region runs from base 16 to 3630 and encodes 1204 amino acids. Gene Ontology annotation, molecular function: ADP binding. Gene Ontology annotation, biological process: defense response to other organism.
AAAAAGACUGUUGAAAUGGUUGAUCAAAUUGAAAAUCUGAAAUUUGGGAUGGCAUUUAUUUGUACGUACAUCCAGCUUUCUUAUUCCGAUUUGGAGCAAUUUGAUGAAUUAAUGUCUGUCCAAAGACAAGAGGUUGAAAAUAUUCUUCGAUCAAUUCUCUGUGAUGUUGAGUUUAACGUGGCGAUUAAAUACAACAUACAUCAUGUCCUUACUCACCUCAGGGAUAAUAUUGAUUAUUUUAUCAGCUCUCAGAAUCGUUCUACAUCAAGUGCCACCAUGACUGAGGAGCAGAUGGACUUCCUCCUCCUGAAUCUCCAUCAUCUAUCCAAGUAUCUUACUGAACAGACUCAGUAUGAGAUUCUUCACAAUGUGUGUGGCAACAUGAAAGAUUUCCAUGGGUUGAUAGUGAAUGGGUGCAUUGAGCACGAGAUUGUUGAAUAUGUCUUACCUCAGUUUCAACUCAUGGCUGAGAGAGUAGGACGCUUCCUUUGGGAUGAUCAAAUUGAUGGAGAGUCUCGACUCUUCAAGCUAGCACAUCUACUCAUGAAGAUUAUUCCAAUUGAGCUGGAGGUUGUGAACAUAUGUUUUACAAAUUUGAAAGCUUCAACUUCAGCAGAAGUUGGACACUUCAUUAAGAAACUCCUGGAAAUCUGUCCUGACAUUCUUAGAGAAUAUCUGAUUCAUCUACAGGAGCACAUGAUAAAUGUUACUACCACCACUUCAGGGGCUCAAAACAUUCAUGUCAUGAUAGAGUUCCUAUUAAUUAUUCUUUCUGAUAUGCACAGGGACUUUAUUCAUCAUGACAAAUUAUUUGAUCUUUUGGCUUGUGUUGGAGAACUUACCAGGGAGGUAUCAACUCUUGUUCACGACUUAGAAGAAAAAUUAAGGAAUAAAGAGAGUACUGACAAAACAAAUUGUGCAACCCUAGACUUGCUGGAAAAUAUUGAACUCCUCAAGGAAGAUCUCAAACAUGUUUAUCUGACAGUCCCGGACUCAUCUCAAUGUUGCUUCCCCAUGAGUGAUGGACCUCUCUUCAUGCAUCUGCUACACAUGCACUUAGAUGAUUUGCUGAAUUCCAAUGCUUAUUCAAUUGCUUUAAUAAAGGAAGAAAUCAGGUUGGUGAAAGAAGACCUAGAAUCCAUAAGAUCUUUUUUUGUGAAUAUUGAGCAGGAAUGGUACAAAGAUCUUUGGGCACGUGUUUUAGAUGUGGCAUAUGAGGCAAAAGAUGUCAUUGAUUCAAUAAUUGUUCGAGAUAAUGGUCUCUUACAUCUUAUUUUCUCACUUCCCAUUACCAUAAUGAAGAUCAAGUUUAUCAAAGAACAGGUCUCCGAUUUACAUGAGAAGAUUCCCAAGAACGGAGGUCUCCUUGUUGUAAACUCUCCCAAGAAGCUAGUUGAAAGCAAGUCAUUACCGGCUGGUAAAAUUAUUGUAGGUUUUGAGGAGGAGACAAUUUGGAUAAUUGAGAAGCUCACCCGUGGAUCAGCAGAUCUAGAUGUCAUUUCGAUCACUGGCAUGCCGGGUUCAGGUAAAACUACUUUGGCGUACAAAGUAUACAAUGAUAAAUCAAUUUCUAGUCAUUUUGACCUUCGCGCAUGGUGCACAGUCGACCAAGAAUAUGACGAGAAAAAUUUGUUGAAUAAAAUUUUUAAUCAAGUUAAUCGCUCGGAUUCAAAAUUGAGUGAGAAUAUUGAUGUUGUUGAUAAACUACGGAAACAACUGUAUGGAAAGAGGUAUCUUAUUGUUUUAGAUGACGUGUGGGAUACCUCAAAAUGGGAUGAGUUAACAAGACCGUUUCCAGAAGUUGAGAAAGGAAGUAGAAUUAUAUUGACGACUCGAGAAAAGAAAGUGGCUUUGCAUGGAAAGCGCAACACUGAUCUUCUUGACCUUCGAUUGCUAAAACCAGAAGAAAGUUGGGAGUUAUUAGAGAAAAGGGCAUUUGGAAACGAGAGUUGCCCUGAUGAACUAUUGGAUGUUGGAAUAGAAAUAGCCCAAAAUUGUAAAGGGCUUCCUUUGGUGGCUGAUCUGAUUGCUGGAGUCAUUGCAGGGAGGGAAAAGAAAAAGGCGGUGUGGCUUGAAGUUCGAAAUAAUUUGAAUUCCUUUAUUUUGAACAGUGAAGUGGAAGUGAUGAAGGUUAUAGAACUAAGUUAUGACCAUUUAUCAGAUCAAGUAAAGUUGUGCUUGCUUUACAUUGCAAGUUAUUCGAAGGACACUGCAAUGAUAAUUUCUGGGUUGAUAGAUUUAUGGCAUGCUGAAGGACUUGUGGAGCAGACAGAGAUGAAGAGUGAGGAAGAAGUGAUGAAGGUUUAUUUGGAUAACUUAAUUUCCAGUAGCUUGGUAAUUAUUUUCAAUGAGAUUGGUGAGUACCCGACUUGCCAACUUCAUGAUCUUGUGCAUGACUUUUGUUUGAUAAAAGCAAGAAAGGAAAUGUUGUUUGACCGGAUAAGUUCAAGUGCUCCAUCUUCUUCUUCAGAUUUGAUGCCACGUAUAGUGACCAUUGAUUGUAAAAGCGAGUUCUUUGGCCUUGAAAAUUUUGUCCUGUUUGGUUCAAAUAAGAAAAGGCAUUCUGGUAAACACCUGUAUUCUUUGAGGAUAAAUGCAGAUAAUCUUGACGGCGGUCUUUCUGAUACAUGCCACCUAAGACAUUUGAGGCUUCUUAGAGUGUUGAAACUGGAUCACACUUUUAAGGUGAAAGAUUCUUUGCUGAAUGAAAUAUGCAUGUUGGUUCAUUUGAGGUUCUUACGAAUUGGGACAGAAGUUAAAUCUCUGCCUUCAUCUUUCUCAAACCUCCGGAAUCUAGAAAUCCUCUCGGUGUAUAACAAAGGAUCAACCUUGGUACUAUUACCGAGAAUUUGGGAUCUAGUAAAGUUGCGAAUACUGCACAUGACUUCUUGUUCUUUCCUUGAUAUGGAUACAGAUGAACCAAUACUGAUAGCAGAGGACACAAAGUUAGAGAACUUGAGAUAUUUAGAGAACCUGGUGCUUUCCUAUUCAAAAGAUGCAGAGGAUAUUUUCAAAAGGUUUCCCAAUCUUCGAAUUCUUGUAUUCGUUCUCAAGGAAUCACGGGAUUGUUCAACAAAACGACACUGGUUCCCAAAAUUGGAUUUCCUAACUGAACUAGAACGCCUCAGUGUAGAAUUUGAAAGUUCAAAUGACAGUGAGCCCUCUGUAGGGACAAAUUGGCUGUGUGAUUUUCACUUCCCUUCAAGUUUGAAAAUAUUGUCAUUAGGUAAAUUUCCUCUGACACCCGAUUCAUUAUCAACAUUAGCUAGACUGUCCAACCUUGAAGGGUUGUCCCUUGAGAACACAAUCAUUCACGGGGGAGAAUGGAACAUGACGGAGGAAGACACCUUUGAGAAUCUCAAAUUUUUGGAGUUGGAUGAAGUGACACUUUUUAAGUGGGAGGUUGGAGAGGAAUCAUUUCCCGUGCUUGAGAAAUUAGAACUGUGGAGAUGUUGUAUGCUUGAGGAGAUUCCGCUAAGUUUUGGGGAUAUUUGUUCAUUGAAAAUUAUCAAACUUGUAGAGAGCCCUCAACUUAUAGAUUCUGCUAUGAAGAUUAAGGAAUAUGUUGAAGAUAUCAUGGGAGGGGACGAGCUUCAUGUUGUUGGCCGGAACAAUGUCCCAUUAUUUUAA